Molecule: messenger RNA, 3166 nt
Organism: Pistacia vera
Lineage: Eukaryota; Viridiplantae; Streptophyta; Magnoliopsida; Sapindales; Anacardiaceae
Exons: 6
Coding region: 775-3021 (748 amino acids)
Source: RefSeq, a predicted model, not a curated record
UCUGUUGAAGCGAUGACGCGCAAUUUUUUUACAACACGGGAGGCUUAUAAUUGAUCACCAACACCCAACACAAAUUAAAGAUAUAGACAGAGAGAUAAAAAUAUAGACUACUUAGAGAGAGAAAAUUUUAAAAUAAUUAAAACAAACUAAAGAAUAGUCUUUUAUGGAAAUGCGUGGAGCCGUAAAGACAAUACAAGAAGCAGACGCCCGCAGCAGAAGAAAAAAGAAGAAAUUUUAUUUUGACUGAAUUAACCAUCUGCUUUUCUUCUUUCUAGAGGCAAGCAAGUUUGAAUUAAGGGUGGUUUUGUUUGUUUUCAUGUGUAUAAUCACGGAUAAUUCAUUGGUUCCCAUGAACCACCCUUGUCCCUUUACUGGCUGGUUCAGAGCUGAGAGAACAACGAAUGAUGUUAUAAUAUUCUGUUGGGCAUCUAGAUUUGGCUUUCUUUUGCAUAAUCUGAAGAAGGAUCUGUAGUUGAGAUGGCAUUGAAUUUGGUAGAUAGAUUGUAGAAGCCUCUGCCAUAGAUUUAGCUUUUAUUUUGGUGAAUGUACUCUUUAUUUCUUGGGAAUUCUAGCCAGUGAACUUAAAUUCUCAAUAGUACCGUCGAUAGCAUUGAGAAACUUGAGUUCCAUUGGUUCAUUGGAGACAUCAAAAAUGAUAUUUAUUCAGGAAGAUGCUUAAGAGUGGUUAAGUAAUAGAGCACACGAGAUUAGAUAAUAAGGAAAUAAAAGAGGAUCCUUUUGAACAUUUGAAAAGAAACAUACUCAACUUUGGAGAUGGGCUUGCCUCAGGUGUCUUCUGGAGGUAUUGCUGAGGAAAUGGCUGCAUCCGUUAGCAAUUUUGUGCAAACCCCACGAAUUGUUAACGUGGGUAGUUGUGAUUUAGUUGGGAUGCAUGGAGGAAAUGUUGGCAAUAGAAUGCAGAUAGAUUUUCCGUGCUCUUCUUUUGGAGAUUACCCCAGGAAAAUCAUUUCAGAGCUUCCCAAGGAGUCAAAUGUUUUGCAUGUGUAUAAAGAUGGUAGAUCAAAUAUACAAAGUCUGAAUAAUGGCUCUAUGGAACAGAAUGGAUGGCUCACCAAAAGUGGGCAGAAAACUCAAACGUCCCUUCCCAGGAUUGUGGGUUUUGAAUCAAAGGCAUUGCAUUCCCAUGCUGCUGCAUUUAAUAGAAACCAGUCUUCAUCUCCUGUGGUGAAUAUGAAUAGUAAUGCAGCUGAGGCCACUGGUUCACUGGCCAGGAAGCGGUUACUAUCUCCUUUGAGUGAAAUGCUUCUCCCUGAUCAAUUUGAUGGUGAUGCUCUGGAGAUUGGUGGCGGUUCUUAUCAGAAUGCUUUCCUGGACAAAAACAAUAACGAUCAUUUGCCUAUCUCACAGGAGCAUAAGAAAGCUCAUAUUGGCAACUCCAAUCAUUUCAGUUCUCCGAUCUGGUCAACUUCUAGUUUUUCAGAAUGGAAGAAUUCACCAGAUGGUAAUUGUGGAGAAAACUUCAACUUUUCCACUGAUGGCCCUUUCCUUGGGAACAAGGAGCAGCAAACUCAUAAUCAUUUAAUAACUUCAUCUGGAUGUAAUGAUUCUGGAGCGACUAAAGGGAAGUCAUCAACUGUUGCUAUAGCUAUACCUAAGAAAAAUGUGGUAUCACCUCCCCUGUCUCUGUCUCCUCUUGGUCCAAAAUUCCCUGAAAGAAUAAAAUCUCCGGGCGGAUGCAGAGAUGUAAAUAAAGAGUUAGAUGACAACUAUAUAACCUUGAAGGAUAUGGAACAGUCGCUCGAUGGAACUUUCCCUGGCAUUUUAUCUUCCAAAAAGGCUGAGGAUUUUAUGAUGCCAAGUAAAUUGUUUGAAGAUUUUAAUUAUGUGCAGAAAAAGUUAGAUCUGUUCACUCCUGAGGUUGUCACUGGCUCAGAAUGUCAUUGGGGUCAGGAUUCAGAACUUACUUCUCAAAGUGUCAAAUUGGUAAGAAGUGUCAGUGGACUGGCAGUUAGGAGGUCCUUGGUUGGUUCGUUUGAGGAGUCCUUGUUGUCUGGUCGGUUAUUAUCUGGAAAAGUUAGUCAGAGAAUUGAUGGUUUCCUGGCUGUUCUUAAUGUGACCGGAGGAAAUUUCUCACUGAAAUCACAGAAACUUCCAUUUUCUGUAAAUAGUGUUGAUGGCGAUAACUACUUGCUAUAUUAUUCAUCAAUAGAUGUUACUGGACAGUUGUUAUCAAACAAUUCUAAAAGCCCCAAAAUGAGAAGGAGCCUUAGCAUUGAUGACCCUCAAGCAGAUAGGAGUCGCUUACGUAUACCUAUGAAAGGGCGCAUACAAUUGGUUCUUAGCAAUCCGGAAAAGACACCUAUUCACACCUUCUUCUGCAACUAUGAUUUGAGUGACAUGCCAGUUGGUACAAAGACAUUCAUCCGCCAAAGAAUCACUUUAGCCUCUUCUGCACCAACUUCUAUACCUGAAAAUGGAAGACAGAGAGAUUGUGAAUUAAAAAACCAUGCCAAGCCAUCUUCUGCUCCAAACAUUAGUCAAUCUUCACCAUUUAGUGGAGUUUUUGCUUAUACGAAUGAACCUGAUAUCGUGCAUAGACAUCCGCAGGAGGGUCUAGGAGAGACUGAAAUUAAUGGUCCAGGUUAUAAUGGGAAUCUUGCCAGCCAAUCUUGUGGAUCCAAUGGUAGUGAAUAUAUGAACUCAGGUGGGAAGGACCACAGCCCUUCAAAUACAUUCCUUGGAAGUGAGGGCAAAUCUGUAAAUAGACCUUCAAAGGUCAACAGGAACAAUACUGGCACUGGUGUUCUGCGCUAUGCUCUUCACCUCAGGUUUUUAUGUCCUUGUUCUAAAAGAUCUUCAAGAUCAGUCCAGAGGUGCAAAUCUGAUACUUUAAGUGCACCAGUGAGUAACAAGAAGGAUAGUGAAGCAGAGCGACGCUUUUACUUGUAUAAUGAUAUGAAGGUUGUAUUCCCACAGCGCCAUUCAGAUUCUGAUGAGGGCAAGUUACAUGUGGAAUAUGAUUUUCCUUCGCAUCCCAAGUACUUCCCCAUCAGCAACUGAAAAUGCCCACUAUGUCUUCUUCUUAAAACCUGUUCAUACACCUCUGUAAAUACCUGUACAUGCAAUUUCCUCUCAUCUUAUUCUCUGAUUUGGAUACAAACCCAUUUUUAUUUGUACAUAAUUAGAUUAUUAAUUUAUUGAUUCA